AUGGGACAAUCACAGGGCGCGGAGAACAGUGAAGUAGCUCUUUCUCAGAUUCAAGAGAUGUACAAGAAGUUUGCAAGUGAGUGCCCAAGUGGAAACCUGCACCUGCAUGAAUUCAAACGGCUCUUCGGGAUCACGUGUGACUCAUCUGUUGAAGAAUCUGCCUACAUGGAGAAUUUGUUUAGAUCAUUCGAUGCUAAUCAUGAUAACAUGAUAGACUUUAUAGAGUAUGUGGCUGCACUGCAUCUGGUCCUUCGUGGCAAGCUUGAGGAUAAACUGAAGUGGUCUUUCAAAGUUUAUGACAGGGAUGGAAAUGGACGACUGGACAGAGAAGAGGUAGCACAUGUAAUUGAGAUAAUCUACAAAUUAAGAAAAUAUGAGAACCCUUCAGACCCUGAAGAACUCAAUCCAGAUCAGAUAAGUGACAGGAUCUUUGAGCUUGUUGAUCUAAAUCAUGAUGGUCAGAUUUCAUUGGAGGAGUUUAUAGAAGGAGCAGAGAGAGACACGUGGGUGAUGGAGCAGCUUAGGCUUGACCUACGGCCCACUCGCUGGUUCAUCAAACACCAGAAUAAAAAUUACUGA
This is a messenger RNA of Ictalurus punctatus (channel catfish), 579 nucleotides long. It is a transcript of the gene guca1g, whose product is annotated as guanylate cyclase activator 1g. Lineage: Eukaryota; Metazoa; Chordata; Actinopteri; Siluriformes; Ictaluridae. The coding region runs from base 1 to 579 and encodes 192 amino acids. Gene Ontology annotation, molecular function: calcium sensitive guanylate cyclase activator activity; calcium ion binding. Gene Ontology annotation, biological process: visual perception. Gene Ontology annotation, cellular component: photoreceptor inner segment; cone photoreceptor outer segment. The record is from RefSeq and is a predicted model, not a curated record. The transcript is spliced from 4 exons.